Messenger RNA from Rattus rattus (black rat), 3695 nucleotides. RefSeq names its product centrosomal protein 78 (gene Cep78). Lineage: Eukaryota; Metazoa; Chordata; Mammalia; Rodentia; Muridae. Gene Ontology annotation, cellular component: centrosome. Gene Ontology annotation, molecular function: protein binding. The record is from RefSeq and is a predicted model, not a curated record.
CGGGCAGAGCGGGCGCCAACCGCCCGGGGCGCGGCGGGAGGCGGCGCGGGGUGGCUGGUGGAGGUUCCCGGGGCUGCGGGUCAUGAUCGACUCUGUGAAGCUCCGGCGCGACUGCGCGUCCGACUUCUUCUCGCACUAUGAGUACCUGUGCGCGCUGCAGGACUCGGCGCCGCUGCCCGCCGUGCGCGCCUGCCUGCGGGAUGGUGUGCUGGACUUCAAUGCCGACCGGCUGCGCGCGGUGGACUGGGCACCGCUGCUCAACUCGCUCAGGGUGAACCGUGACCUGCCGCUGGUGGCCAUCAAGAGCUCCUUCCAGCCGUGGCUCGGGGAGUCAGUUCUACGGUCCGGAGGUGCUGAUGCACACAGAGUUUGUAGAAAUCGAGUUCCUUCAAUAAGAUCCAAAGACAUAAGCUUCCAGUUAUGUAAGGCUCUUAAAGGCUGCUUAAGUGUAUCAGGCGUGCUCAGAAAUCUGGAGCUAAAUGGGCUGAUUCUGAGAGAGAGAGAUUUGACUAGUCUAACAAAGGGAUUGAGUAAAUCAGCCUCUUUGGUGCACCUGUCUCUUGCAAACUGUCCAGUUGGAGAUGGAGGUUUAGAAAUUAUUUGUCAAGGUAUAAAGAACUCUGUCACUCUCAAGACCGUCAACUUCACAGGAUGCAAUCUGACGUGGCAAGGAGCCAGUCAUAUGGCCAAGAUCUUAAAGUAUCAAGCCAUGAGAAGACAUGAAGAGACCUGGGCUGAGAGCCUUCGCUACCGGAGGCCGGAUCUUGACUGCAUGGCUGGCGUAAGGCGCAUCACACUGAACUGCAACACACUCAUUGGUGACCAGGGUGCCAGUGCUUUUGCGGACUCUCUCAGUGAAGAUUUGUGGCUUCGGGCACUUGACCUGCAGCAGUGCGGCCUCACCAGUGAAGGGGCGAAGGCUUUACUGGAGGCCUUGGAAACCAACAGAACCCUGGUCGUUCUGGAUAUAAGGAAAAACCCACUUAUUGAUCAUUCUAUGAUGAAAGCAGUUAUCAAAAAGGUUCUCCAGAACGGAAGAAGUGCAACUUCAGAGUACCAGUGGGUAACGUCCCCGUCACUGAAGGAACUGCCCAAAACCGCUAAGCAGAAAAAGAAAACCAUCAUCCUAGGAAGCAGUCGAAAAGGAAAAGCUACUAUUCGAGUUGGUUUAGCUACAAAGAAACCCGUGAGUAAUGGGAGGAAACAUGGGCUCAGUAAAGACUCCUAUGCUCCCGACCCUCUGCCUCCAGGCGCGUCUGGUUUCUUGCCCUGGCGCACGGCAGAACGUGCAAGAAGAAACAGGAGUUUUCCAUUAAUCAAAACUCAUGAUCUGUCUAAUCACCUGCAGCAAUCAGAUUUCCCUGUGACUGUGACAGUAGAAAGUCCUUCAUCCUCCGAAACUGACGAGUCUGAGGAUUCUUCAGAAAGUGUCCAUGAAGUGCCUCAGAAAACCAGCAUAAGACAAGAAACAUUACAGGAGAAGCUGGAGGAGUGCCUAAAGCAGCUAAAGGAGGAGAGAGUGACCCGCCUCAAAGCUGAGAAGCGCAUCAGUGAGCUGGAACAUGAAAAUGCCCAGCUAAGAAAUAUAAAUUUCUCCCUGUCUGAAGCCCUUCAAGCACAGUCAUUGACGAGCAUGAUCCUGGACGAUGAAGGAGUCUUGGGCAGCAUCGAGAAUUCUUUUCAGAAGUUCCAUGCCUUUUUGGAUCUCCUUAAAGAUGCCGGGCUCGGGCAGCUUGCCACUAUGGCUGGUAUAGAUCAGUCAGAUUUCCACCUGUUAGGUCGUCCCCAGAUGAGUUCUACAGUUAACACACCUGUGGAAGAACAGAAAGGGCUUGAAGAUGAAAAUCUGGAUCUGAAGCAGACUGCUGUAGGACAAAUGCAGGACAUCGGUUUUCAGAAGAUUACAAGUGCUAUGGUUCCUUUACCUCUCGACACCAACCAGGUUCCAGCUUCCACACAAGAGGCAGCAGGAGCUUCUCGAGACCACCUGGGGGUUGUAGCCCUGGAGCAGCAGGAGGGCUCUGCAGUGGGAUUCAUUGCUAUAACAGGCUCUCCUUCAGCAGAUGGCAUUUCAGGAGGCAGAAGUCUAGAAGAGGUGGUGUUGUCAAAGCACAGCAGGUCUUCUUCAGGCAAAGGGAGCACAGCAAGCGAGCCCUCCAGAAGGCUGUCUGCUGAGAGACACUCCAGGAAGGACCUGCAUUCCGACUCCGACUCCCCGGUGAACUCAAAAGGCAAAGGACCUGGGGAAAAGAGGUCUUUGCUUAAUGAGCCAAUUAAAAGUGAAUCUUUGAAAAAAUGUGUUUCUAUCAAGAAAGAAAAUAGAAUAGUGACUGUCUCAUCAAAGAGUGUCAAAAGUAAACCCAAUCUGCUAGAACAUUCUGAAAGUGAUACUAUUGGGUCUGAUUUUGAAUUUCAAGAGCAUGACCAUUCGUCAGCACACCUGACCUGACAUAGGUCUAACCUUUUGAAAUUAUGAUUUUUGCCUUAAAAUUUUAAUAAAUUUUCUUAUGUUUUUAUUAUAUUGAGUGGUAUAUUAAAAUACAGGGCUAGAAAUACUAUAGGGCAAGUUUUCUAUACUUCUUUUUAAACUUUGUUUUUUUCUUUUUACUCAUAAUUUAUUUGGUACAUAUUUGUGGAAAGUCUAAUUUAUAAACACUUGUGCACCCAGCAAACAAAGCUAAUCUUUUACCCUCCUGGAACUGCUGCUGUGUGGAGGAGACUAAAGAGUAAAGCAGAGGUUAGGGCCGUGCUGUGGUAUUAGGAUCUCUUGUAGACUGCCUGCCUGGUGGAAAAGGAAGCUAUGCGUUCAUUACUUAUAGAUUAUCACAGGAAAUAACCACAGGAUGUAGUCUAGUCUCCACCCUUUAACAGAAGGGAAGACAUACUGACAAGCAAAUGCCUUUACCGUAUUAUACUCUAUAGUGGUGAUGCUGAGAAUUUAGUCAUAAAGGAGGGAGGCCAUCUAAAGAGAAUAAAGGUUGUGUCUGUCAAACAAGAGUCACCUCACAUCCUCAGUAAAGUUAAACUGGUUACACUCUGGUGGCUAAGGACCUGAGGAGAAGGUGGUAGCUAAGAUGGAACAGUGUACACUGUGUACAGAACCUUGGAGAACUACAAAGUAUUAACUACUACAGCCAUACAGGCAGUGACCAGGAAGGCCACAGAGGCUCUUACAGUACGUGCUGGGGGUAGAAAACGUGAACAGGAAACCAAAAUUACAUGUGUAGAGGACCCGUUCCUCUCCUGCCCCUCACCCUGCUGGGGUUGCUUUUACUUUUCAGUUUCAUUUGCUGAAAAAAGAAAUUUUAGAUGUAAUUAUUUUUAUGAUAUGUUUUGCCUCCGUGCCUAUAUAUGCAUCCCUGAUGCCCACAGGGAUCAGAAGCCAGUGACCCUGCUGGAGCAGGGGCUGUGAAUAGCUGUGAGCCACCAUGUGUGAGCUGGAAACUGAGCCCAGGUCCUCUGCAAGAACAAGUGUCCUUAACGUCCGAGCUCCCUCUUCAGCGUCCUUCCUUGUGUUUUGGAACCAUCUCCCUGUGCCUCCCUGGCUGUCCCUGACUUCGAGACAGUUCCUCCUGCCUUUUGAACGCCAGGAAUAUGGGCAUAAGCUACCAUGCCUAGCCUUGUUUUUGUGUUUUCCAUAUUAACAGUUUUUAGUGGAGUAGUAUUAAAUGAUAAAGCAUAAUUUAAAACUUUCA